AUGAGCCGGGGCAGCGGCGGCAGCGGCGUGAGGAGCACUCGGCUGGAGCUGCAGCUGAACCUGUCCCCACCGGUGGGGAUGGAGGUGGACGGGGGCGUGCACGACGACAGCGACUCGUCGUCGCCGAGCUCGUGCGUGUCGUCGGACGGGCGGAGCUCGAGCGGCGGCGGCAGCCCCGGGGGCAAGUCGCCGAUGGUGAUCGGCGCCUGCACGCGGUGCCUCAUGUACUGCAUGGUGGCCAAGAAGGACUACCCGACCUGCAUCAACUGCAAGCAGCCGUGCCUGGUGGACCUCCUCCACGGCGAGGCCGGUGGCCGUGGUGGCGGCGGCGGCGCCAGCGAGGCCGCCGCCGACAAGAAGCAGCAGCAGCAGCGCGGCAAGCGCAAGUGA
Messenger RNA from Miscanthus lutarioriparius, 390 nucleotides. NCBI's taxonomy places the organism in Eukaryota, Viridiplantae, Streptophyta, Magnoliopsida, Poales, Poaceae. The record is from the annotation of a GenBank genome assembly.